Molecule: messenger RNA, 854 nt
Organism: Bombyx mandarina (wild silkworm)
Lineage: Eukaryota; Metazoa; Arthropoda; Insecta; Lepidoptera; Bombycidae
Product: pfs47 receptor-like
Source: RefSeq, a predicted model, not a curated record
ACCUCGCGUUAUCUGUGCUGCGAAAAUGAUUCAUUUCGUAAUAAAUAUACAAGCUUCAGUUUUCAUUUGGUAGUUGAAGAUAAGCGACGCCACAACCGACAUGCCAGGACAGUAUUACGGUUGGGGAGCGCCCCCUCCUCCCCCACACGGGUUUCCUCCACCUCCACUUGGUCCUCCCCAUGGUCCUCCCCAUGGACCCCCGCACAUGUACCCUCCUGGUGCCAUCGUUUACUACCCAAUGCAUCCGGGGUAUUUUUAUCCACCACCUCCCGGGGCGGAUUCUGUGGAAGUGGUGGAGGAAGCCGAAGCGGUCCCGGAAUUACCGGGAGAGACCGUCGAGCUACCUUGGAGCACAUAUCGCUGGGUCCCCGCUUGCUUAAGCCAACGCAGCAUUCCACCAGGUGCCCUCAGAGUCGGUACCGAUGCUGACGGUGAUGAGAUCUACGCGGGAAGAGCUCACCACGAAGGUGACAUCGUUCCGGCCAAAGUCAUUCCGACCAAAAACGCGUGUUAUAUUUCUUUCGGUGGUGAAGAGGUUCUAAAAGACCAGUUUGAGGUACUAGUACCAUCCAUGUUCGCCUGGCAGUUCUCGACGAAUGGCGAAGUUCCGCCCGGUGCUGUCGAGGCUGGCUCCACAGCUGACGGGGAGAAGCUUUACUUCGGCCGGGUCAAUCAUGACGGAUGCACUACGCCCGGCAAGAUCCACCCGUCACACGAAUGUUGCUAUUACCCGUUUGAUGGCGAAGAAAGGAGCUCUGCCGAAUAUGAAUGCCUGGUACUAAUGUAGAAAAUGUUAUCUAAAAACGACUUUGGAAAUUCACUUAAAUUAGCUCAAUUAUUUAAUGCAUUAUACC